Trypanosoma theileri is the source of this 3090-nucleotide messenger RNA. Its product is annotated as putative exportin 1, putative,RNA-nuclear export factor. Gene Ontology annotation, biological process: ribosomal small subunit export from nucleus; ribosomal large subunit export from nucleus; protein export from nucleus. The transcript has a single exon. Bases 1 to 3090 code for a protein of 1029 amino acids. NCBI's taxonomy places the organism in Eukaryota, Euglenozoa, Kinetoplastea, Trypanosomatida, Trypanosomatidae. The record is from RefSeq and is a predicted model, not a curated record. Gene Ontology annotation, molecular function: nuclear export signal receptor activity; small GTPase binding. Gene Ontology annotation, cellular component: cytoplasm; nucleus.
AUGGAAGCCAUACUUGACUUCAGUAAGCCAGUGGAUGUGCAGGAGUUUGACCGAGUUGUGCAGUGCCUCUCAACAGGAUCACCACAGGAGAUUAUGAAAGCGCAGCAAGUUCUUACAACGUUUAAAGAGAUGCCAGACGCUUUUCUUCACGUUGGAUCACUCUUAACGCAAUCGCAAAAUUUAACGACAAGGUUUUUUGCGAUGCAGGUAUUAGAUGAUGCCAUCUUACACCGCUGGAAUACCUUCACAAAUGAACAGCGAGAUGAAAUCCGUAGUUUUGUAGUGAACCUUAUUGUUGGAGAGUGUAGCAGUUUUAGUCGAAUUCGUAGCCGUAAGGCACUCUUAACGAAAAUGAAUGGAACUUUAGUCAGCAUCGCCAAACGUGAAUGGCCAUUACGGUGGCCUAACUUUGUACAGGAUAUAUGUACCAGUGCAGGACCUAAUGAACCUCUUGUGGAGAAUAAUUUGAAUCUUCUUCGUCUUGUUGGUGAAGAAAUAUUUGAAUUUGGUGAAAAAACAUUAACUUCACGUUGGGUAAAACGAAAGAAAGAAGCACUUAAAAAUGAUUUUCAAUUUGUUAUGCAACUUUGUCUUUCAGUUCUUGGUACUACGGAUGAGGUUCUAUUAAAGACAGAUUUAGAAUGUUUAGAAAAAUAUUUGGCAUGGAUGCAACCUACUCUUGUCUUUAAUGAAGAAGUUUUGAUGUACUUGGCUGGUCUUAUUACUGGUAGUUCUGAGAUCUCACCAGUUGUGGUACGAUGUUUGACUGUAAUAUGUUCAUUAGAUAGAGAUGAAGGAUCUGCAGGUGAUGUGCAGGCACAGAUGGUGGUUCGUAUGUUUCGUACGGCAUUCAAUAAUGUUGUAAAUAGUCUUCCAACGUCUCAUUCAUCUAUUGAGGGACGUAUUGUACACAUGUAUGAAAUGUGUGCAGAUGCGGAUAAUGUUUUUAUACGUGAUUUAAAUUUUCUUAUUAUUACAUUCCUCAAGCGUUACAUAAAACAAAUUAUGUACGAUGAUAUCCUGUUCCUUUCUCUACAUCAGAUGUUAGUGGGUAUGAGUCAUAUUGAUAACAAGGAACUUUUUAAAUCUUGUGUAGAGUAUUGGUGGUGGCUUGGCGAGUUUUUAGUACGCUCUCCAUCACCUACCCCAUUACACAAAAAACUUACAACAACGCUUAGUAAUGUACGUUUUGUACUUAUUAAAAGAAUGGCCAAACCAGAAGAAGUUAUUAUAGUUGAAGAAGAAGGUGAAUUACGUAGAGAACGUAUGACAGAUGUGGAAGAAUUACAACUUUACAAUUUAAUGAGAGAAGCUUUGGUAUUUUUAACAAAUCUUGAUCCACAUGAUACCCAACAAAUUAUGACAGGACUUAUGCAAAAACAACUUGAUCGUAGUGAAUGGAGUUGGCAUAAUUGUAGUACCUUAUCUUGGGCUGUAGGGGCAGUAUCUAUGGCAUUUACAGAAGAACAAGAAUCAUCUCUUUUUGUUGUAAUUAUUCGUGGUUUACUUGAUCUUUGUAGAGAGAUGCAAGGAAAAGAAAAUCGUGCUGUUAUUGCUAGCAGCAUUAUGUUUGUUGUAGGUCAAUAUCCACGUUACCUUCGUAGUCAUCCAUCUUUUUUAAGUACAGUGGUACGUAAAAUUAUUGAGUUUAUGAAAGAAUUAUUUCCUGGUGUACAAGAAAUGGCAGUGGAUACACUAAUGAAAAUUGCCUCCCAAGUACCAGAAAAAUUUGUUUCUCGAGAUAUUCGAGAUAUUUCUAUUGCAGAAAGUAUAGCUGAACAAUGGACAGAAGUUACCUCAUUAUUACAACCACAACAAAUGCAGACAUGCUUUGCGGCUGCAGGUUGUAUGAUUCAGAAAGAGUCCCCAGAUCGACAAGGAGGAUUAUUGAAUUUAUUUCUUCGAGACGUUAAUAUGAAUUUUAAAUCUUUAACUGAAAAAGCUGUUGCUCAAGGUGAAGCAUUUUAUCGAGAUUCAUCAAAUAUGAUGGAACUUAUUCAUACCUUACGUUUGUUUAGUAGUAUAGCUUCUACAUGUGGAACAGCAUUUAUAAAAGAGAUGGAACUCAUUAUUUGGGAUCUUCAAGGGUUUUAUCAAACUUUUUUUGCCCCACAAAAUGCGAUAGUAGCAGAACUUGGAUCCAAGUCAUUAACUCAACAAGAUGCACGUUAUUUACGACUUGCGAAAAAAGAAAUUUUACGUAUUUUUGAAUAUUUUAUUGAUAAUACAGAAGAACGUGAUUUUGUAGCUGCUAAUUGUAUGCCAAGUAUUCUGUCCGUCGUACUACAGGACUAUCGAGACUCAUUACCAGAGGCGAAAGAACCAGGAGCCAUGGCACUUGUAACGGCCUGUGUAAAGAAACUUGGUCAACGUCUCAGUGAUGAUUGUGCAGGUAUUCUUGAUCAUACAUUUGACACCACAGUGGCUAUGAUCUGCGCUAACACUGAAGAUUUCCCAGAAUUUCGUGUGAAUUUGUUUAAACUUUUACAAGCGUUAAAUGAUCAUUGCUUUGAUGCUUUCUUACGGUAUGCAUCUGUAAAAGGGGAUAUUAUUAAUGGAAUGUUAUGGGUAAUUAAACACACGGAUUUUGCAACUAUGGAAACUGGACUAAAAACAUUAGAUUCAUUUCUAACAAAUGUUGCCAAUUCUGAUGUGGUGGCCGCCUUCUAUACUUCUUUUAUGCAACGUAUCUUUGUAGAGGUUUUUGUGGCUUCCAUGGAUUCCCUGCAUGCUGCUGGGUUUAACUUGCACAGCAGUAUUCUAAUCAAUCUCUUCAGCGUAUCCGACAGGUUCCCGGCGGACACCCCUGUGAUUGGCCGCACGGCGGUGGAGGCGUUUCUUCUUGAGAGUCUCUCCGUCAUUCCAACUCUCACGCCGACUCUCAUCGCCUCUUUUGUGGCGGAGGCGUACGAGACGUACCGCGUGGGAACGGAGUUCCGCCGCCGCUUUGCAGACUUUCUCAUUGAAGUGCAAGUGUGGGGCGCAGAGGAGGAGAAUAAACUGCAGACAGAGGAGGAAACACGCCGCCGCGAGACGACUAUUCCAGGAUUUGCCCCCAUCAGCAUCAGAGUACAAACAGAGAGGUUCUAA